GUCGGACGCCUGAAUGAGCCAGACAAUAAAGUUAUUAAUGGUUUUGCGAAUGUGAAAAUACGGACAUGAAAUUCUUAUACUGUAUCUUCUCAUUAGCGUCUGCAUCACAAAUAUUUUGUGAGAUAUUGGUCUGCAGACGUAUGGAUAAAAAGAUUAGCCGGUAUCCGAUAGCAUUCUUAUUGACCAAUCACGAGCUAGACUGGGACCGAUGCGACCUGCGUUGAAAAGAGCCCAAUGUUUUUGUUUGUUUACGGUGGUGAACAGCUGAUGACUGCGACGGGAUAUUUAACGGUUUUUCAGCGUUCCUUGGACAUUUUUCCCUUUUCUUUGUAUUCGGUCCAUUUCCAGAUGAACUUCGCGAUGUUUUUGUUUUCGCGUGUGAUAUCAACGGUGACCAACUAACAGACGUUGGCCGUUAGCUGAGACAACCGAACAAAGACUGAAAGAGUGUCCACGAGGCGAACACUAACUAUCAUUCAUUGCAGUAUCCAGGUAUCAUAUCCAGUACAGCAGUAUCUCUGAUUCUGUUGGAUUGGCACAGAUCUGCAGAUAGCAUACUGGCAUGCGGUAACGUAAUUACGAUAAUAACAGUUACCGGUAUCUCAGUUGCCGUAAUGUGAUGAGUUUUGUAUUUCUGUAUUUAGGCUACUUACAGACAUAUCGCAGGAUUGUCAUACUGCAGAACUGUCUUCAGGUUAGACAAGCUUGGCUACUGUCUGACUGACUGUUCGGUAGUGUACCAAGUAACUUAUCACUCAAACUUACAGACUUAUGACUGUAUGAAGUAGCUUCAAUACUCACAUUUUAACAUAGGGGCACAUUCGCAUUUUCACAGAAACAACAGUUUUUAUGUCAGUAGACUAUGUAGAUAAAAAGAUUUCAAACCGAACAAAAUGAAUACAUCGGAUGUGUAUUGAAUUAUAAACAUGUCGAUCUAAAAGAAAUGCUAUGGCUCAUUCAAAUGGGCCAGACCCUCAUAAAAAAAGGUCGAGGGCGAUAUGGUUUUCCAUAUGAUUAAGGUUGUCACAAUGUGGACUCUUCUUUCCUAGAUGAGUUUUGAAUAACAUUUUAUCCAAUAGCUUUGAUUUUAUAUAAUUCAGUAAACUAUGUUUCACUUCAUGGCUUAUACACUUGCCAAAUAAAGAUUGGUGCAAAUAUUUAUUGAAUAUUUCAACACAGUUUCUUGUGACGUUUUAUAUAGAUUUCAAGUCAGGUGUGACCUUGUUAAGUGUGAUUCUUUGUUGCUUUAGUAUUGUAUGUGAAAUGAAGCAGAAAAAUAUGUUUCAAGUAACUGUGCAUUAAAUCUGACUUAGUCAAAUUCAAACUUCUAUAUUUUGUGUUGCCCUUUUAGUCUCAUUUUGAUUCCAAAAUAUAAUUGAAGUAAUCAAGAUGUUGAUAAUUUUGCAAUUUAACGAGCACUUCAACGUUCUGCUAAUAACAAUAACUUUUGGCAUUUGAUCUCUCAAUCACUAAUUUUCUCAUAUGGUAAUUGGUAUUCUAAAGUUUCAAUUUGAAUAUGAGUAAAAUAUAUGUAUCUAAAAAUCUUUGUUAGAAAGAAUAAUUUUGACUUCUGCAGUCUUUUAUAACCCAUUUGCGGUUGUACAAGCAACUAACAUCAGGGUGUUGGUCAUUGGGUGAAUGAUUACUUUUGUCAGCAAGAUUGUUUUAUUCCAAUUGGUCUGCUCAAUAAUAAACAUGUCUGGAGAAAAUAGUAUUUUCAAAAGUUUGUAGUUUCUAAUAUAUUCAAAUUUCGAUAUCUGGCAUCUGGAUAUAAAAUUUCAAUUAGGUAAUAUAGGCAGUAUUUGUCAAUACUCGACUUGGCCAGCUGGCAGUUUCCAGCUGUGGGAAUCAUUAGCCUAUGCUUUUCCAGUAAUAUCCUGCAAAUUCUUUUGAUUACAAAUGUUUCAGUAGUGUAAUGAUGCAAUGACAUUUUUUUCAUUUGGCGCUCAGUCACACAAUUCACUUCAAACAAGGCCCUAUGCAAGCAGUUACUGAUAUCGAAAGUUAUGUCAGGAGCUACUGUUAUGUGGAAGCACAGGAAGUCUUUCCUAUUCAGUUUUACCUACCCUAUUUAUUAAACUCUGGGUGAGGUGGGGACAUGAGAUAUGAACUCCAGGUAUGUAGACUGCGAUGCCAACAACGUUACGGGAAUAAGUGUAACGCUGGGCCAUCGCAGAGCCAACAUUUCACAAAUUUGUUAUCAUUGUCCAAGUAAAGUUAGGUUUUCUACGCAUUUUUUUAUGUUACCACUUACCAGAAAUGCUAGUGAUAAAUAGUAAGUACACUGAGGUGAAUGCGUAUUGAUUUUUUAGUUAAUAUUGUAUUGACUUUACUGGUGUAACAGGCUUCAAAAUUCAUUUGUGGUAACUCAUAAUGAAUGCAUCUCAAUUGAAAUGGUUAUGAGCUGUGGGUCAGGAUUACAGUAAUUUGGUAUAACUUUUCAUAUCCACUGAUUCUAUAAGGUGUAAUAAACCUCCCAACGCUGCCAACGGCAAUUGGGAUUUAAUGGGAUGCUCUGUAAAAACUUUUAUCUCGUUUUAACAUUGCAUUUAUCUAUCUAUUGCUUUUUUUAUCCGUUAUUCAACAUCUUUAUGCCAAGCAAGACUUUGAAAAUGCAGCAAUUGACAUUAAGCUUCUGUUUUUGGUAGGCCGUGAUAUUUUCACUAUAGAGCACACCUACAUGAUUAAAUACACCAGGUUGUGCACAUUAAACCUGAGCUAAAAAUCAUUAAAUACUUUAUCAAUGUACCUUGGCGAUUUCUCUCAAUUCCCAUAGUUGUAAUUGUAAUAUAACAAAAUCGUCUAUCAAUUUUGUUUUUGUUGGCAUCAAUUUGUUUCCAAUAUAAAGUCUGAAUUCUUACUGCACAUUUAUGAGCAAUAUAUCCCCCAAAACUUUAUAUAUUGUCUCUUUACAGGAAUUAGAAAUAGGAAUAAAGUAAAUUAGUCAAAUUUGAACUCAAAGAAAUGUUAACUUUUUGGCCAAAGUGAAUGUUGAAAUCAUUGCGUAAAAGACGACUCAGAAAAGUUCGUAGCGAAGACGACACAUCUUCAUCGCGCCAAGAAAAAGCUGGGACAUCUCUUGACCAUUUUGAGCCAAAGUUCAGCCGAAGGAAAAACCAUUGGACUUUAGGCAAUAGCAGUACUAACGAUAUGACAACCAUGAAGCAGAAAAUAGAGGGUCUCCUGGAUUCCGACCAACAAGCAUUGAUCAACAAGAAACUCCCGAAAGAAUUGCUUUUGAGAAUUUUCUCAUUCCUUGACAUUGUUACUCUUUGCAGAUGUGCUCAGGUUUCGAAAUCAUGGAACACUCUCGCACUAGAUGGCAGUAACUGGCAGUCAGUCGAUUUGUUCAACUUUCAAACUGAUGUAGAGGGCAAAGUCAUUGAAAACUUAUCGAAACGAUGUGGAGGAUUUUUGAAAACUCUUUCGUUGAAAGGAUGUCAUAAUAUUGAUGAUAAAACUUUACAAAUAUUCUCGCAACAUUGUCGAAAUCUCGACAAACUAAUACUUGAUAAAUGUACACAGAUCACUGAUAAGACAUUAUUUAGUUUAGGACGGAAUUGUCCUCUGCUACACGCCCUUCACACAAGUUCUUGUUUAUAUGUCUCUAAUGAUGGAUUGAGGCAUCUAGGUGAAGGUUGUCGGCAUCUACAGUUCCUCGAUAUAUCAUGGUGUGAUAAAGUAACUGAUGUUGGUAUCGACUAUAUUGCAAGAAAUUGUUCAAAACUAAAAGGUCUUAUUUUAACCGGGGUUACUCAGAUCACGAAUGAAACUUUAAAAACUCUUUCUCAAAAUUGUCCUGAAUUAAAGCAAUUGAACCUGCAGAAAUGCACAGAGAUAACUGAUGAUGGAAUUCAACUUCUUUGUAAAGGAUGUUGCUUGCUUGAGUCAGUUAAUCUAUCUGAUAUCACAAAUCUACAGGACGAAUCUCUUCGAGCGUUAUCGCAAUAUUGUAAUAAACUUCAAACACUACAAGUAGCUCACUGCACACAACUCACUGAUGCUGGAUUUGUUACAUUAGCUAAAAAUUGUCCAGAUCUCCAGCGGAUGGAUUUAGAAGAAUGUAUUCAUGUAUCAAAUACAACGUUACGACAUCUUGCUACUCAUUGCCCUGAUAUUACUGAAUUGACACUAUCUCACUGCGAACUGAUCACAGAUGAAGGAAUAAGAGAACUCGGAUCAGGAACUUGUGCAACUGAAAAACUCAAAAUUCUUGAACUUGAUAAUUGUCCUCUUAUCACUGAUUAUAGUCUUGAUCAUCUUAUGAGUUGCCAGAAUCUUGAAAGAAUUGAACUUUACGAUUGUCAAUUGAUAACAAGAGCUGGAAUUAAAAGAUUGAAGAAUCAUCUACCAAGACUACGUGUCCAAGCAUAUUUUGCUCCUCAUUCGCCUCCCCCUGAUAUUGCUCGUGCACGUCCAUACAGAAGGAGAUAUUGUAGAUGCUGCACUAUUUUGUGAAGUAAUCAAGACUAUUAUCAUGGAUAUUUCCAGUUUUAGGGUUUUGCCUAUUUCUAUCAGGUAGCAUACAUGACAACAUAAUACAUAUUCUAUCUGUAUGUGGACUUUCAAAAAGUAAAAAUGAUUGUGUGUGAACAUUACAAUUUUCUGGUAUUUGAAAUGAACAUUGGUCCUGUAUUCUUGUGUCUUUAAUUUAUUGAAUUAUUAUUUUCAAUACUUACUGGUGAUAGAACAUUACUUCUUUGGCCAAACAUUUCAUUGACUACUGGAUUAUAUGGCUUGGUCACAUUGGUACCUGAAUAGGAUUAUUUUCAUUCCAAAAGAAGCUUGUUGGGGGUACAAGCCUUUUCUGAACAUGAUAAACUUUUCUUGGGACUUGGGGAAUGAUUAUUUUCUUUGGGGGUUUUUCAUAACUUCUCUCCAACCAAAGGUCUCGGCAAAAAGCUGCUGGUAGAAAAGCAAUUUCUCAGUCGAGCUUUUUUUACCCUGAGUGAGGUGAACAUGAGUUUUGAAUCUGAUGCUUUUGACCUGUGCCAACACAGUUGAGUCCAACAGGCGAUCUUUUAAUAUUACCGGUAUGUGAAAUUUUGCUCAAGUCUCAUAUAAACUCAUCUCUGAGUCACUGUAGCCCCAGUAUACUGUGUAUGUGUAAAACAUAUGUAUGUAUCAGAAGUUUUAAAUUUAAAAAUUUGAUUAACUUGGCAGUUUCUCUAAAUUUUACAGCUGUUUCUUUCAAAUAGCCUACCUUUUGGGGCUAGAACAAUAAUGAUCAGUUUAAUAUUUCAUGUUCUCAUAUUGAGACAACAAUGACAUGUGAUUAAUUUUUUUUUUUGAAUCUUACAAAUAUUAUUUUAGGCGAUAAUAGUGGAAAACUUGUUACUUAUGUAUAAAUUAGUUAGUUUUGUGCCUCAUGCCUGACUAGCUAUUUUGCUUUGAACUUUUUCUUUACAAAGCCUACCCGGAUCUUUUGUACAAAGCCCAUGUCACCAAUGCAAAAAUGUGAGAUUUGAGAAAACAUCCCCGCCUCGUUUAAAAUAACAACUUAGUAAUUAAAUAUUCAGUCAGUUUAGGGUUAGAAAUGAUUAAAAUUUUGAAUUUUCUGCGCAAUCUGCAUCCCUAACCUUAACCGGAUAAUUACUAAUUUUCCUAUUUUGAGCAUUGGUGGGGGAUUCGUACAAAGGAUUCAGCCCACCCACCCCAUAGUUUGAUAAUUUAUCUGUUUUCCUUGAAUAUUUGGAAUGUUUUCACCCCGUGUUGCCUCAAGGUUAUCGGUACGUAAGAGUUGGUUCUGGUACGUACAGCAGAAAAUCAUAUAGCAGCAUUAAUUUUGCUGCAUACUGGUCCCAAGUUCAAUUACCUUGAAGUAUUAUUGGGUCUGGUCAUAUGUGGCAACUCUCAUGGGUCAUGUGAAAAUAUAUUCUGUCCUUAGGAAUGUUUUUAGAUCUAUUUAUUUGUUUGAGAAUUUGUCAAAUCAAAUUUUAGAUUAUGUUCAACACUUGGGUUACUGAGAAUCUUGUUCCUGCCAAAGCCCAUUUCACUCACUUCCAUAUUCAGCAUAAAUAUCACCAUGAAGCACCAUAUAAGCCUAAUGGUGCUCCUGAAGUAUGUGUACCAGGUUAGGGUUAGGCCAUAAUUUCAGGUACAAAUAUUACGGGAGUCACUCGGCUAGUCUCCCAAACUAGAAAAAUAGAACUAAAAUAAGGAAAAUUGGAAUUAAAUUAUGGCCUAACCCUAACCUAUUACACCUACUACGUUCAAGUGUCUGCCAUCUUGCUAUGCAUACUCCAGGAGUACCAGCUAAACUUGUUAUUAUGUGAUUCAAUCUUAAACCUUCAUUCUGACCUUCAAUCAGUUUUGCUGGCACCACUUUGGCAUGCGAGACACUCUCAUGGAAUUCAGUUCCCAAUCCUCUCAUCAUUGGGUUAGGUUUAGAUUAAUACGACCAUAUAUCCUUGUUUAUAAGCGGACCACCUAAAAACGACCCUGAAACUUCGAAUUUAUAAAAAUUUGCAUAUAAGCCGACUAACAACUCGCAACAUGCCCUGUAUACAAGUUGUAGCUGUUGGAAUCAAGUUAGCGUUUGAGUGCGAUCAGAGUUAUGCGUGUAUUAGCCGAAUUUUAGUGCAAACUUUUUUUUUAGUUUUUAAAAGGGUAUAUAUAUACGGUAAAUUCCUGAGAUAACACAACCUCUGAGCUUGCAUCGACUCUGCAAAACAAAAUUGGCUGUUAUGUAUGCUCCUAAUAUACAUGGAUUAAUAAAUCUUGAAUUAUUGACUGUUCUUCUGUAGUUUAUAGCCUUGAUUAUCAAAAUUAUUGUAUCUUUUCUUUUCAUAUGCUCUUUUUUCUACAUUUAAAUUAGUGUGAAAUGGCCUGGCAUUGGAAUUUUAAUUGUAAUGGUAAAUAACAAGUGGCUUAUACUAUUUACCUUGAAAACUUUCUGAUUCUGUGAUUUUUGGCACUAAAAUCUUAUGCCCUUAUCAAAAAUGAUUAUUCAUACUAUCAUGUUUUACCGUAGUUAUUAUCUAUCUUCCCACUACAGGAAUAUUUAGGCCUUUUGAAUUUUUUAUCAGAAUUCAUACUGUUGGCCAGGUCGCUUUAUUGAUGUAUUUUUUCUAUUCAUUUUCUUUUAUAUCCCUGGACCAAGAAUACACUUCUAUUGGUACUUUAUUAUAUUUAUCAUUUGCAAAAUGUCUCUGAAAGUAUUAUUUUUUCCCCGCAUCUUUUUUGUAUUUUCUCAUUCGCCAGGAGUACUUAGUGUGUCGUUAUUACUUCUCAUUGCCGUUAUAUUAUUAUGUCGCUUAUUGUAAAUGUAAUGUGAGAAAAAUUCUCAAUAGAAAAUAUUGUUUCA
Molecule: messenger RNA, 7306 nt
Organism: Styela clava
Lineage: Eukaryota; Metazoa; Chordata; Ascidiacea; Stolidobranchia; Styelidae
Biological process (GO): SCF-dependent proteasomal ubiquitin-dependent protein catabolic process
Cellular component (GO): SCF ubiquitin ligase complex
Molecular function (GO): protein binding
Source: RefSeq, a predicted model, not a curated record